Molecule: messenger RNA, 2617 nt
Organism: Pyrenophora tritici-repentis Pt-1C-BFP
Lineage: Eukaryota; Fungi; Ascomycota; Dothideomycetes; Pleosporales; Pleosporaceae
Product: Zn-finger protein
Biological process (GO): regulation of transcription by RNA polymerase II
Molecular function (GO): RNA polymerase II cis-regulatory region sequence-specific DNA binding; DNA-binding transcription factor activity
Source: RefSeq, a predicted model, not a curated record
AACCACGUCCCUCUCGUUUCUUUCCGCCAUCGCCGUUCAGGUUUUCAUCUUGGGUCAUAAUUUUGUGCCCUCACACUCUCUUUGAUCUUCAUAUUCAUCUUAGUCGCAGUUUCGUUAUUACGAGCUGUUUCCACACUCAUUCCUUCGACACUCUCUUAAACAAACCCAGCUUCCAACUACUAUAUACAACUAAUUCGUCCCGUCUUUACUCGGUACUCAACCGUCAUCGACCCAUCGAACACAAACGUAUACAACGACCACCACUACCAACUUCAGUACUGACCUGAACACACCCAACCCACACUCGCAAUGGACGGCUCAUAUCCCAUGCACCCUACCCAGGCCAUGCAAUCACCUUUCUUCUACUACAACCCAGACCCCCAAGGCGAGAACACACGCCAACACGGUCACUUCACACCCCACCCAUCAGGACAGUCAACCUUCCAGCCACACAACAUGUACUACCAGAGGCCAACAUCAGCAAGCUCUCACAUGUCUUACCCCCAGACUGCAUACGCCAACCAGAUGCUUACCCCAGUUGCCUCCCCACAGCCAAUGUACCAGAAGCAAACUAUCCUGAUCCAACCCCAGGACUCGCCAUACCUUCAGCCCAUUGACACCGACUACUCAUUCUCCCCUGCCACUCCUCCUCUUUCCACAUGCGGCAGCAGCACCAGCAGCCCUCCUUCAUCAUGCGAAGUUCUCCCCACACCGCUGCAUGACAUGUUCCCUGGUGAGGGCAUUGAGGGUGUCAAGCAAGGUUGCGAAGGUGAAGUCUUCUCCGAGAUCCUGUCCGCCGGUCUCGAAUGGCGGUCAACCACCCCACCCAUGACACCAGUUUACAUCCAGCCUCCUUCGGCUAGCCAGGGGUCGUACCUCCUGUCCGCUACUUCUUGCCCCUCGCUUUCCCCCUCACCAUCACCACUCCCUCGCACACCCUUCCCUGAAGCUGAGAACAACUUCUGCAACCCCCGCGAUCUGACCGUCUCUGCUACUGCCGAACUCCCCAUCGUCACACUUUGCCCCGGCGACGAGGAGCACAAGGUUGUCCUUAAGGGUGAAACCGCAAAGGUCGAGAACUUCGAGUCUGCCCAAUCCUUUACCUUUGCCGGCCUGCCUACUUUCGAGCCCCUGUUCGAGCUUGACUGCGAGGACGACUUCACCGGCCUUGUCAACUUCCCCGCCGAAACCGCACAGUACCUCGGCAACAAGCGCCAGCGAACUGAUCUCGGUGCAUUCUCACCUGAAGAGGAUUUCCUGAGCGACGAGAGUUUCACAGACUUUGAAGAGGAGCUCGUGCACGGCUUGCCACUCACCCCUGCAUCCAGCGAGUUCGACAACAUGUCGGCCACUUCCGCACCCAAGAGGCGAACAGUCAAGAAGUCGCGUUGCGAGUUCAGCGAGACCGAGUCGGACUACCAGGGUAAGCAACAGGCAUCUGGUGAUGAUAAUAACACCAUGUCUGGAGCAUCAAGCCAACAAGAAUCAGGUCAAGCCGAGAACGCUGUCGGCUCCAGCUCAGACGAACACACGACCCCUGUCGCACCCACUAGCCGCCGUGGUCGCAAGCAGUCGCUAACCGACGACCCUUCCAAGACUUUCGUCUGCACUCUCUGCUCGCGUCGCUUCCGUCGUCAGGAGCACCUCAAGCGUCACUACCGCUCUCUCCACACUCACGACAAGCCCUUUGAGUGCACCGACUGUGGCAAGAAGUUCUCCAGGAGCGACAACUUGUCGCAGCACCAGCGCACCCACGGUACUGGUGCCGUCAGCCUCGAGGUCAUGGGCUCUGAUUUCCAUCACACCGACAUGCAGCAUGGACAGUCAGGUGCCUUUGGCGCACAGGCUCCGUCCACAAUGGGUGAGAUCCUCUACAACGCUGCCGCUGAGAUCCCCACAUCCAGCUCAGAUGGAUCCGAGAAUGAGUCAUCACCCAGCGACAAGAAGCGCAAGAGGAACGAGUAGACUUUGCCCUCUACCGAACUUAACUUUUCAACUCUUAUAACGACCCCUCAUGACACCCACAACACUCGGUAGAAGGACCCCGCAUCAUGCCCGGCGGCCGCUCGUCUACUUUCACGUCGUUACGCGCAAGGGCAGCAUAGCUAGACAGGCGGUACAGACUCACUUCGGCGGCUCGACUUCACAGUCGACACCAAAAAUCCUUGCUUCCCCUUCUCACCUCCUGUAUUCUUCACUGCUGAUCUUGCGACAACGAGUUCCCGAGAUUGGCUUUUUUCAACAUCAUUUGGUUUUGCGUUUAGCACGGCACAUCAGGGGUUCUGGUGGGAAGCUUGGUUACCAUUUGGCGGAUUGGGAUAGAUCUGGUGUUUUUCUUGGUUUUCACUUAUGACGACAUGGCCAUUACCCGUCACCGGCCACUGUCGCCGCGCUGCCCCUUGUUCACCUUUUGCGCUUCCUACAGUCGUUGUAAUCGGGCUGCUACACAUGCGCGCCCACACAUUCUGGGAAUCUUCGCUUCAUUCUUGCCACACAUCAUGUAAUCGUCUGACUUCAUUUGCUCAGCAAACUUUUACUUUACGUUUUAUCGUAGUCAAUUGUAGGUUAGAGGUGCUGGCACUAUUUGACUAUUGCAUACAAAAACACGUUACAUACA